AUGGCAAAUACAGUGAAUGCACACCAAAAGAUUCUUGAAGACCUUUAUCAAAUCUUCCCAAUUGAAGUUGCGCCAAUAAUGCCACCUUAUAAUGAAGAAGCAACUAUGGAUAGUAAAUUCGAAACAUUAAAGGAGGCUAUUAGACGCUUGAAAAGACUGGGUGACCGACGAUUGCAUUUGGUAAAUGCAUUCUUUUUAGGACAAUUCUUGGAAAAGAAAGUAAAAACUAAUGCUUUACGAAGUCAUUACACGCAACAACUGACGCCACAUUAUCGUAUCACAUCUCAACAGGUGUAUUAUUUAUUCGAAGCCUUCGGUGUAAGUCAAGUUAUGAGGACUGUUAAUACCACAUUAACCUUGGUCAGAAAAUUAAACCAAGAAGAAUAUCAAGAUCUGGUCAUGAGGUCUAUGGAGAUUUUCAACGGGGUUGAAAAUUAG
Rhizophagus irregularis DAOM 181602=DAOM 197198 is the source of this 438-nucleotide messenger RNA. The record is from RefSeq and is a predicted model, not a curated record. NCBI's taxonomy places the organism in Eukaryota, Fungi, Glomeromycota, Glomeromycetes, Glomerales, Glomeraceae.